Molecule: messenger RNA, 749 nt
Organism: Cladocopium goreaui
Lineage: Eukaryota; Dinophyceae; Suessiales; Symbiodiniaceae
Source: the annotation of a GenBank genome assembly
GUCCGGUCUCCAAUUUCCUGAGUGCUGCUGUGGUCUCCUUGCGCAACAAACUGCUGUGGCGCUACUUUCUCUUCCAGCUCUUCAGAUUAUGGAAGCUUCCAGCUGGUCCGGAACUUCAGCAUCAAGGCCGAAAUUUGCUCAUCCUUGGCAGUUCGGUCGCCAAGGGUGAAGGUGCAGAGGCGGGUCCGGCGCCCAAUUUGGGUUGGCCUCAACGCUUGGAACGUGCCUUACACGACCACGCGGGAGCCGCCUGGAAGCUUCACAUCCGCGCAGUGGAGUGGACGUCGUCUCAGCUCUGGUAUGAACUUGUGAUGAGGAAGACCACACCUGAGGAUUGGAAACAUUUUAGUGUGGUGAUCUUGUCCCUGUCGGUGAACAACGAGGGCUUUCUGCUGACCGAGGACGAAGAGAAGAUGAAUCAGAUCCAAGAGCAUUUUCUGAAGCACAUGAGGUUGACUGUCACUGAGCUUCGACAAAGACUGGCACCAGAUGCACGCUUGGUGUUGGCUGGCUGUUAUGCCAACGAUGGCUACACCAUGAAACAUUUGGAGAUUGUCAAGCACAUCAACCAGCAGAUGUCACAAUGGCCUGAGGUGCACUUUGUGAAUCUCCUUCAGGAGCAUGUGAGCGACUUGAAGGGUCACUGGCCCAGCGGCUUCUCGAGAGAUCCUGGACAUCCCAACAGCUUGGGGCAUGAAGGUCUCUUCAAAUGUUUGGAUCUACAGACUGUCCUCGGUGACUUCUGGUGA